Molecule: messenger RNA, 915 nt
Organism: Colletotrichum acutatum
Lineage: Eukaryota; Fungi; Ascomycota; Sordariomycetes; Glomerellales; Glomerellaceae
Product: putative peptidase family-domain-containing protein
Exons: 1
Coding region: 1-915 (304 amino acids)
Cellular component (GO): cell surface; extracellular region; fungal-type cell wall
Molecular function (GO): zinc ion binding; integrin binding; metallopeptidase activity
Source: RefSeq, a predicted model, not a curated record
AUGAAGUACAGCCUCGCAUCUGCAGCCCUGCUGCUCUCCGCCCUCACGGACGCGACCCCCCUCGCCCGUCGCCAGGCCUCCUCCUCCACCUCCGAGACCGUCUCCGUCCCCGCGGCCCCAGCUUCAACCCCGCAAGCCCCCUACGACUGGUCCGCCGGCUGGCAAAAGACCUUCCCCAUCCACCAGUCCUGCAACUCGACCCUCCGCGCCCAGCUCGAGGUCGGCCUCGCCGAGACCCAGCAGCUCGCCGCCCACGCCCGCGACCACAUCCUCCGCUUCGGCAACAGCUCCGAGCACGUCCGCAAGUACUUUGGCAAUUCGUCCACCGCCACUCCCGUCGGCUGGUACGACCGCGUCGUCAACGCCGACAAGAACGGCAUGACCUUCCGCUGCGACGACCCGGACCGCAACUGCGCUACUCAGUCCGGCUGGGCGGGCCACUGGCGCGGCGCCAACGCCUCUCAGGAGACCGUUAUCUGCCCUCUCUCCUUUGAGAUCCGCCGCCCCCUGACUUCCGUCUGCGGCCUGGGCUACAACGUCGCCAACUCUAAGCUCAACACCUUCUGGGCCACUGACCUCCUCCAUCGCGUCUUCCACGUGCCCCUCAUCUCCGAGGGCGCCGUCGAGCACUACGCCGAAGACUACGCCGAGGCCCUCGAGCUCGCAAAGAACAACGCCACCUACUCCGUCGUCGACAGUGAUGCUCUCCAGUACUUCGCCAUUGACGUCUGGGCCUACGAUAUCGCUGCCCCCGGCGUUGGAUGCCCCGGCGAGCUCGAGGAGGAGGACCACGACCACGAUGCUACGCCUACGACUACCGCUGCUGCUGGCGCCGCUACCACGACUGCCGCCGCGACCUCCAGUGCUCCUCAGGAGUGCCACACCCACGCUGACGGCGUUCAGCACUGCACCUAA